Raphanus sativus (radish) is the source of this 1503-nucleotide messenger RNA. Its product is annotated as protein ROOT INITIATION DEFECTIVE 3-like. Gene Ontology annotation, cellular component: nuclear pre-replicative complex. The transcript has 7 exons. Gene Ontology annotation, molecular function: protein binding. The coding region runs from base 68 to 1399 and encodes 443 amino acids. NCBI's taxonomy places the organism in Eukaryota, Viridiplantae, Streptophyta, Magnoliopsida, Brassicales, Brassicaceae. The record is from RefSeq and is a predicted model, not a curated record. Gene Ontology annotation, biological process: rRNA processing; DNA-templated DNA replication.
GUUUUAUAAAACCCAAAACACUUUCCCUCUCUUUCUCCAAAGAAACAGAGAAAACUUCUUGAUUCCUAUGGAGAUAACUGUUAUAGCUUCGUCGUCAAUGGACGGAGGAAUCGGAAGAUGGGAUCUGAAAACCGGGAACGAGCAGCUUCGGUUCAAGCAGUGCGCCUCUCCCGCCCACGGCCUCACCGCCGUCGGAGAGAAAUUCAUCGCCGCCUCUCAGCUCCAUAGCGCAUCCGGUUCAUCUGGCUCCAUUUUCUUCUGGUCCUGGAACAAGCCUCAAGUGGAAGUUAAGAGCUUCCCCGUGGAGUCAAUAACGGCUCUUGUAGCAAACAGUGAAGGCACUUAUAUAGUUGGGGGUGGAGCCUCUGGUGAUAUCUUUCUUUGGGAGGUUGCGACUGGGAAGCUGCUAAAGAAGUGGCAUGCUCAUUACACUUCAGUAACGUGCUUGGUGUUCUCUGGAGACGGUUCUUUUUUGGUUUCAGGGUCUCAAGAUGGGUCCCUUAGAGUCUGGUCUCUUAUAAGGCUAUUUGAUGAUCAACAAAGGCAUCAACAGCAAGAGAGAACUCUCUAUGAACACAAAUUUGAUGAGCAUACGAUGACUGUUACCGAUAUUGUUAUAGACUAUGGUGCCUGCAAUGCUUUGUUAGUUUCUGCUUCCAGAGAUAAUACAUGCAAGGUUUGGAGCCUGUCACAGGGGAAAUUGUUGAGGAGUAUAAUCUUUCCUUCAGAAAUCAAUGCGCUUGCAUUGGACCCUGGCGGCUCUGUGUUCUAUGCUGGUGCCGAAGAUAGCAAUAUCUAUAUCGGUGCCUUAAAUUCCUCAAGUGACUAUUAUGCGACAGAAGCUCUUGGUUCAGUAUCCGACACAAGGAAACCCAUUACUUGCUUAGCUUAUUGCACAGACGGAAACCUUUUGAUUUCUGGAUCAGAAGAUGGUGUUAUUUGUGUUUGGGAUACCAGAUCAAAUAAACCUGUUCGUACUUUCACUUUCGGCCAUGGAAAAGGACCUGUGAACAAUAUUCAAGUUGUCAGAAAAACGAUUGUUGGUAAUUCCAACAAAUCACAAUCUUCCUGGAGAAGAAAUGUUGUUUCUUCGUUACCUCCUCCUCCUCUGGAAAAAUACGAAAGAAAAGGAGAUGAUGCCAUGGAUGGUAUAGUCAUCGUUGAUCCGCCUCCGUUUGCUAAUGAUGUUCCUGUUUACUCUUCUUACCACAGUGCUGGCCUUAUUCAAGAGCAAGUUAGAGAGAUUCAGCAACAAGGCUCCGCAGCAACGGAGAUCGAAAUGGAAAGUUUGAAACUUGAGUACAAAAAAUCUAUACAGAUGAAUGAUCAAUGGCAGAAGAACUAUGAGGAUUUGCUCCAGGUGGUUAUGGAAGUAGAGCUAAACGGUGGUUCCAAUUGAAAGCUUUUAUUUAUUGUUAUUUUUCCUGCAUACUUUUGAAAUUGUAUUUAGAGUAUAUUUUAGUCAGAUGGAAUUUGAAAUUGCAGCUAAAGAUGUUUUAUUAA